AUGCAUGAUGAACCUUUUGGAAUUGACCUUGGGUUAUUGGGAUUAGACCCUGCACCACUCAGCCAAUUUGAUGGUACAAAAGAAAACAAGUGGGUGAAGCAGCUUGUGGGAAGUGUGGUUCUUUAUGCUCUAAUGAUUGGGAUCAUGGAUGAUGAGCAAAUUAAAUAUGUGAGUGGCAAAAGUAAGAUAAGGGAUGGACCCAGCAGCGUUCACUUACUCACAUUGGCUGCGGAGUGCAGGGAGAGGAAGGAGGCAGUAGAAGGCAGCAAUAUACAGUAUAGUCGGGGACUGCAAAGCAAAGCAACAUCUGAUGGACGUUUUGAUUCUCGCGGGCUUCUUCACCCUCGCAACCCCGAAGUGGAGGCUUUGAUGAACAUAAAAGCAGCUCUAAAUGACCCACACGGCGUGUUGAAUAACUGGGAUGAAUACUCCGUCGACGCUUGCAGUUGGGCCAUGAUCACUUGCUCUUCGGAUUACCUUGUCAUAGGCCUAGGAGCGCCUAGCCAAUCUCUCUCUGGAACUUUGUCUCCAGCAAUCGGAAAUCUAACAAAUCUUCGUCAAGUAUUACUGCAGAACAACAAUAUCUCAGACAAUAUACCACCGGAACUUGGAGCCCUUUCCAAGCUUCAGACAUUAGACCUUUCCAAUAACCGAUUCUCGGGGGCGAUUCCUGCAUCUCUUAGUCAAUUGAAUAGUCUCCAGUACUUGAGGCUCAACAACAAUAAUUUGUCCGGAUCCUUUCCCGAGUCACUGGCAAAAACCCCACAGCUUGCUUUCUUGGACUUGUCUUAUAACAAUCUCAGUGGACCAUUGCCCAAGUUCCCAGCCAGGUCAUUCAAUAUUGUGGGGAACCCAUUAGUUUGUGGGAGCAGCACUACUGAAGGUUGCUCUGGGUCAACAACGCUCAUACCAAUUUCCUUCUCACAAGUGUCAUACGAAGGAAAACACAAGUCCAAAAAACUAGCAAUAGCACUUGGGAUCAGUCUUAGUUGUGCUUCUCUCAUCCUCUUGCUUUUUGGACUAUUUUGGUAUAGAAAGAAACGACAGCAUGGAACCAUCCUGUAUAUCAGUGAUGGCAAGGAAGAGGGAGUUCUUAGCUUGGGGAAUCUAAAGAGUUUCACUUUCAGAGAGCUUCAACAUGCAACGGAUAAUUUCAGCUCCAAGAAUAUACUUGGUGCUGGAGGCUUUGGCAAUGUUUAUAGGGGGAAGCUUGGAGAUGGCACAAUGGUGGCCGUGAAAAGGCUGAAAGAUGUAAAUGGCAGUGCCGGCGAAUCACAGUUCCAAACAGAGUUGGAGAUGAUCAGCUUGGCAGUUCAUCGCAAUUUACUUCGCUUAAUUGGAUAUUGUGCUUCUCCAAGUGAGAAACUAUUGGUUUAUCCUUAUAUGUCUAAUGGCAGUGUGGCCUCCAGGCUUAGAGGCAAACCAGCUUUAGAUUGGAACUCUAGAAAGAGGAUAGCAAUUGGAGCUGCCAGAGGCCUUCUGUAUUUGCACGAGCAAUGUGAUCCAAAGAUAAUACACAGAGAUGUCAAGGCCGCCAAUGUGCUUCUGGAUGACUAUUGUGAGGCUGUUGUUGGAGAUUUUGGCCUUGCAAAGCUCCUUGACCAUGCUGAUUCCCAUGUCACCACGGCUGUCCGUGGCACUGUUGGACACAUUGCACCAGAGUACCUCUCCACCGGCCAAUCAUCUGAGAAAACAGAUGUAUUUGGAUUUGGCAUUCUCUUGUUAGAGCUCAUAACAGGAAUGACUGCACUCGAGUUUGGGAAAACGGUGAAUCAAAAAGGUGCUAUGCUAGAGUGGGUUAGGAAAAUACUACAUGAAAAGAAGGUUGCGGUGUUGGUGGACAAAGAGCUAGGAAACAAUUAUGAUAGAAUAGAGGUGGGGGAGAUGCUGCAAGUUGCUUUACUGUGUACUCAAUAUUUGACAUCCCACCGCCCUAAAAUGUCUGAAGUGGUUCGAAUGCUUGAAGGUGACGGGCUUGCUGAGAAGUGGGCGUCAUCACAUAAUUACGGUAAUCACGACAUGAACCCCAGCCAUAGCAACAAUAGUAGCAAUAGUUCAUCCCGCCCUACCUCUGCUUCAAAACAUGAUGAUGAUGUUCAUGACCGUUCCAGCAUGUUUGGCAUGACAAUGGAUGAUGAUGAUGAACAGUCUUUGGAAUCCUAUGCCAUGGAACUCUCUGGUCCUAGAUAA
Molecule: messenger RNA, 2190 nt
Organism: Sphenostylis stenocarpa
Lineage: Eukaryota; Viridiplantae; Streptophyta; Magnoliopsida; Fabales; Fabaceae
Source: the annotation of a GenBank genome assembly